Messenger RNA from Eriocheir sinensis (Chinese mitten crab), 5247 nucleotides. It is a transcript of the gene Sclp, whose product is annotated as leucine-rich repeat-containing protein 40-like. The record is from RefSeq and is a predicted model, not a curated record. The coding region runs from base 171 to 782 and encodes 203 amino acids. Gene Ontology annotation, cellular component: extracellular matrix. Lineage: Eukaryota; Metazoa; Arthropoda; Malacostraca; Decapoda; Varunidae. The transcript is spliced from 4 exons. Gene Ontology annotation, molecular function: protein binding.
GAGAAUACACAAACCUUUACCUUUGCAGCCACCGGAGCUAAUCUAUACACGUGCCGAGGAAAAGGACGGAGAAGAAAGAAGAGGAAAGACAAUUUAGAAACCCUAUUGAAAACCCAAGUCUUAUUCUUUGUUAGUGUUUUAAAAGAGGGAAGGAAGGAAAAAAACUCAAAAUGAAGCCCAAGUUUGGAAAUGACCUGACCAAUGUAAUCCUGCGCCAGUCCCAGGUGGUGCAGACCCGGAUGGCAGGGAGGGCGGUCAUCAAGGUGGUCAACAGAUGCAACGACGCCAAGGAAAACAACAGUCUGAACCUGAGCGAGUGCCAACUGUGCCAGGUCCCGGACGCCGUGUUCCACCUGAUGCGCAACACGCCGCUCACAACCUGCAACCUCUCCGGGAACCUGCUCUCCAAGAUUCCUCCCAAGUUUGCCCUCAAGUUCUGCCUUAUUACAGAGCUGAACGUGUCGCACAACAAGAUGUCCAAGCUGCCUGAGGAGCUCGCGGAUUGCGUGGAGCUCCAGCACCUCGACCUCAGCCACAACUCCUACGUCAACCUGCCUUCCGUGGUGUUCCGCCUGCCCAAGAUCAAGUCCAUCCACGCUAACAACAACUACAUCAUGGACAUCGAAGUGGAGGAAGUACAGCGAGCAAAAACCCUUGAGGACUUCGACAUCUCCGAGAACCCCCUCACGGCCAAGAGCCACGAGGGCCUCAGUGCCGUCACCAAGCUGAGGGUCAAGCUGAGUCCCCGGGAGCUGGAGGAGUGGGAGGACCUCAACGUCUGAGUCCUGCCGUCAUUCCUAAGGGUCCUCACCGCAGCUCCCCCUCAAUCCCUGUGAACUGUGGACGUCAUCUGUGGCUUGGUUAGGGUCUUGUGUGUUGUGGUGUGGUGUGAAGGGAUGGAAGGGAGGGAAGGUUAGAGAGGAAGGAAGACAGGGAGAGGAGAGGAAGGAAGGGAAAAAAUGGCAAAGGAAAGGAAAGAAGAAAGUAAGGACAGAAGGAAGGAAGGCAAAAAAAGAAACAACAUCGGAGUCUUGUUCCUCUUGAGCAUGGAGGGAGAAUGAAAGAAAAGAUAAGAAAGAAGGAAAGAAAAAAAAUAAGGAAGGAGGAAAAUAAAGAGAAGGAAGAAACAUCAUCUGAGCUAGUCAACAGUGUGGAGAAAGAAAGAAAGGAAGGAGGAAAGGAAGAUCAUCUGAUUUUGUGUGCUGAGGGUGUGUUGGAAGAUGAGAGGAAGAAAAGAAAAGAAGGAAGGAAGGACUGGCUGGUCUGUUAAUAGGAAGCAAGUCUCAGGCAAGAAACUUCAAGUAUGAUUCCUUUUUCUUCAGUUUAUGGGUAUUUCUGUCUUAAUGGCUUAGUUGGUUGGUUGACUCCCUUCCUCUCCUUGUAUGUCCUUUUUUAUCAUCUGUCACUGUGAAUGUUUUGUCUCGGUAACUUGUCAUGUGUUGUUGCUUCUCUGUGCUAUCUAUUUGAAGACUUAAGAACAAACAAACGAACAAAAAAAAGCUUUAUUAUGUUAGUUAUACUCAGCCAAAGAUGUUCCAGAUUAAACAAAAAAAUCUGCAUGACAUUACUCAGAGUUCUAUCAGUGUUGCCACCUCCUGACCCCUCAGCUCUGCCCCUGCCUACUCCCUCCCCAUUUAUCUCUCCCGGUUAUUAGUGUCUUCUGUCCUAUCUCGCACACAAGUCUCUAUUUUCAUGGUUUAGGUUGUCUACUCAAAAAGUCAACAUGGUACAGGUUGAAGGUUGAAGGAAAUGAAGGUUGAGAUUGAGGUUAUUAAGGAAGAAGGUGAGAUCGUCGAGGAUACAAAGGAGAGAAGCUGAGAUCGUAGAGACAAAGAAAGAAGCUAAGAUCGGAAAGACAUGGGAGGAACAGAUCGAGGUGUUAGAAAGGAAGAAGCCGAGAUCGAAAAAAUCCAAAUCAACAAGAGUCCAACAAAAGAUCAAGAUGGUCUAUUGAAAUUGACAAAACAGGACAAAAAAUCAAGACUGUUUCUGUAUUAAAAAUCUACCACCUGUAAACCUGACAUGGAAGUCUCUGAUGCUGCAUUGACAUGACUUUUUAGCAGCCCAGGAACCAACGUCUUAGGACUUUACUCUUACGAAUCUCCAGUAAGACGCUUGUGUGUUUGUGUGUGAGAGAGAGAAGUCGGAUCUUAUUUUCUGUUGACGGUGAUCUGUACGAUUGAUUAUAUUUUGUAAUUUAGGCUCUGGGUUAAAAUUUAAAGCAAGAUUGUUUUGUAAUUGAGUCUGGGGCAAAAUUAUGUUUUGUAAUUUAGGCUCAGGGAAGGUUUAAAGUAAGAUUUUGUAAUUGACUUUAGGACAAGAUUAUGUUCUGUAAUUUAGGCUCUGGGGCAAGAUUUAGAGCAAGAUUGUUUUGUAAUUGACUUUAGGACAAGAUUAUGUUCUGUAAUUUAGGCUCUGGGGCAAGAUUUAAAGCAAGAUUGUUUUGUAUUUGAGACGGGGGCAAGAUAAUGUUUUCAAAUUUAGAGUUGGGCAAAAUUUAUAACAAUAUUGUUUUGUGAUCAAGACUUGGGGGAGAUUGUUUUCUAAUUUACACUCUGGGGCAAGAUUAUGUUUUGUAAUCAAGAGUGGGGCAAGACUGUUUUCUAAUCAAGGUUUUGUAUCAAUGUUCUUGGGCAGGACUUCACUACUCUCUUGGCUGCUGUUCCCCCUAAGCCAAGCCGGCGAUGGAUGUCUUUCACAGUAACGCUGGAGCUUACCACAGUUUCUAGUCACAGGUUGGGAUGUAUAUAUUGUAUUAUAUAUCAAGCAUCUGGUGGUGGACUUGACUGAUGUACAUUAUAUAUUUUAAACUAAUUUUAUAAUACGUGUUAUUCUUGUACUAGCGUUUAAGCAUUUUUUGGAGAAUCAUAUCAUGCACUGAUUGGUUAUGAGCUGAGCGCAACCUCUCAGGUGAAGAAUAUAAAGUGAUAGCCCUUAACCCACACUAAUACCAGAGACACAGAAAGGAGAGUGUGGCUGACUUUGUCUCAGGUGUCUUGUUGUCACCAAAAGAUCCAAGCAGAAUUCAGAUUAAUGCCGAUACAAAUGUUUUCUCUGUUCAAGGUACCAUCAAGAUCUCAAAGAAGUACCUCAAACACAUAAGAAACACUUGUAUCGGCAUCAAUCUGAAUAUCGUGUAUCUCUUUUGGUAACAGCUUGGUGCCUGUGAUCAAGAUAGCCAAAUUCUCCUAUUCUAUGACUCUGACUAAUACGAAAUAUAUUAGACGCUGCCUUUCCUCGUAAGCAUAAUCUUUUUACCUCGAUAACUCUCUACUAACCUGGAAACUAUUACAUACUGUUAUUCCUCUCUCAGAUCACUACCUUGAAUGCGUGUGUGAGCGACUAUUUUUGCAUUCCGUGACAUUUGUCUAACACUAGGGAUUCAAGCCUCUUCGUACUCUAUUCAUUUCAUCAUCAUGGCCCUUUAAAAAUUCUGAGGUAAUGUGUACUGUUAUAAUGAUCUGUUAUAAGACAAAAGUACAGUACCUGCCUCUUGUUCCAGUGAUGAAUGGUCAUAUAAGCACAGAGGAUCAUAUUUAAGAAUUGAUUUUGUAUGGUUCAGUGACUUGGUUAGGUCAGUAUGCUUUGGACAGUGUUCAGCAAUUGAGUCACUUACAGAUUAUAACACAACCAAUCUUAGGUCAAAUUUAUCCCCAUGAGUUAUACAAGUACAUAAAUAAUUGUUACUAUGGUCAUGUCAUAUGCACAGGUUUUAUAUGAAAGGAGGACCAUAUCUAGGAAUUGAUUUUGUAUGGUUUAGUUAAGCAAUCGAGUCACUUGCAGAUUGUAACACGACCAAUAUUAGAUCAACAAGUAAUAUUUAGAGGAAUCAUCUCCAAGAACCCCCACCCCUUAAAUUGAGUUAUAUAAAUACAUGAGUUAUUGUUACUGUAGCCAUGUCAUAAUCAGGGUCAAGAGUGGGUUGGGGAGCCAUGCAUGACAAAACCAAGCAGUAGAUCAAGGGAAUGCUUUACCAAGUGAAAUCAUGUGUACAAAGAAACAUACACAAGUUGAAGGUCUUAGAUAUGUCAAAAUUUAAUGAUAUACAGAACAUUUUGAGCUUGACUAAAUCCGAUGAAGUUACAAAUAGGCAAGAACAAAUAUAGGUAGGCACUUCCACCCAAACCCACCAAGCUGAGUGAAUCAUAUCGACUUACUUUGGUCUUUUUCUUCUAUCUUCUAAAGUCCUCAUAACAGUGUCUCCCUCUAAAUCCACAAUAGUUUCCUCACUUACUCUUUGCUUACUUACUCGUAGUGUUAAGUUCCGAGAAGUGGAAAUUUAUUGCCACUAACUUUUUUUGUGAGUAACGUUAACAGUUUACAUUUGGACAUUAACUUACGAUUUUUGUAUGGGUGUUUUGGUAAAGGUCACAAAAGUAUAGAGAAAUUGGAUGUGCUAUGUAACUUUUUUGUGGGAGACUGAGUUGCCAAAUACCAAUACAUUCAAAUUUUUCCGUUCCAAGGUGGGCAUCAUGGCGAACAAUCUUUUUUUCUACAUAUGGAGUACAAAAUUAGGAAAGAAUGUUAUUUAUGUGUAGGGGGAAGCAAUGUUGGCAAAAAAAGUAUCAAACAUUCAUGAGUCGACUGAAUAUAUUUUGAGUGAAAUAUAUAGACAUGGUGUUAUUUUGGUUAGGUGGGUGACGAGAGUUCCAUGGAUGUUCGAUACUAUUUUGCUAACUACCCACUCAUCAGCACAGUCUUGAGCCAAUGACUUUACUACAAACAGAAGGGCUGACAAGUACAAGUGCUGCCCUCUAUACAGAAUUAAGUUUUAAAAGUUCCCCAUUACACAGCCUCCCUUUUUUCUUUAUAUGGAAUUCAGAAGUAGGGAAGAAUGUUUAUGUAUAGGGGGCAGCACUGUACCCACCCAUCAGUCCUCUUUAGAGCUAACGGCUACUAACAGAAGGGCUGAUAAAUAUACAAGUGCUGCCCUCUAUACUACGCAGAAGCCUUGAAAUUCACCCCCUAUACAGCCUUUCUUGAUGUCCACCUAAUAGCCUGGAAAAAUUAGACGAUAUCGGUAUUUGAGAACUCUGUCACCCCAAAACAUUGUUCACUCUGAGAAAAUUUAUUAACCUUAGAAUUUGUUAAUCGGGAAAAGAAAGCUAGAUAUAUUUAUGUAUGUAUUUGUAUAUAUGUCGCGUACUAAGUUAAGUUUUACCCUGAUGAAAUAUACCACUUUAUUGUUAGUAAUUGUAGAAACAGAUUUUUAUACUCAAAUACAUUUAUUAUAAGAUACAGAAGAGA